This is a messenger RNA of Daldinia childiae, 423 nucleotides long. Its product is annotated as Rodlet protein. The record is from RefSeq and is a predicted model, not a curated record. NCBI's taxonomy places the organism in Eukaryota, Fungi, Ascomycota, Sordariomycetes, Xylariales, Hypoxylaceae. Gene Ontology annotation, cellular component: fungal-type cell wall. The coding region runs from base 1 to 423 and encodes 140 amino acids. The transcript is spliced from 3 exons. Gene Ontology annotation, molecular function: structural constituent of cell wall.
AUGCAGUUCACCAUCGUCGCCGCUCUUACCAUGGCCAUCGGCGCCCUCGGAGCUCCCCAGCUCGGCGGUCCUCCUACCGGCGGUAUCCCUCCCGUUCCCGGUGAUGUCACUGUCGGUCAGGCUGGUGACACCUGUGGCUCUGACCUCGACCUCAGCUGCUGUGACAAGGUCGACCAGUCCGGCGAUGCCAUCAACACCGCUGAGGGCCUCCUCGCUGGUCUCCUUGAAGGUGGCUUGGAAGAUGCAACAGUUGGUCUGUUCGACGGCUGCUCCAAGUUAAACGUUGCUGCUGUCAUUGGCCUUGCGGAUCUCCUGCACAGCCAAUGCAAACAGACCCCCGCAUGCUGCCAGCACUCUGGCCAGGAAAAUGAGGGUCUUGUCAACGUCGGUGUCCCUUGCAUCGCCCUCGGCAGUCUCUUGUAA